Molecule: messenger RNA, 3735 nt
Organism: Rana temporaria (common frog)
Lineage: Eukaryota; Metazoa; Chordata; Amphibia; Anura; Ranidae
Gene: SLMAP
Product: sarcolemma associated protein
Exons: 23
Coding region: 1014-3524 (836 amino acids)
Biological process (GO): single fertilization; regulation of membrane depolarization during cardiac muscle cell action potential; protein localization to plasma membrane
Cellular component (GO): acrosomal membrane
Molecular function (GO): protein binding
Source: RefSeq, a predicted model, not a curated record
CUGUGCAGCUCGUAUUCAACAUGGCGGCGCGGGAGGAAGGGGAGCUCGGCGGGGCUGUGCUCCAUUAAACUGCCGGCUGUGUGAGCUGAGAGAGAAGUUUUGCCGGGAUUUGAAGCGGGGACGGGCCCCUGUGCUGUACCGGGAGUGUUCACCUCAGGGCGAUCUUCCCUUUUCUCCCGGUGCUCGCGUAACCCCUUGCCGGGCCCUAGGACUCCCUCAGCGGGUGAGACUCCAGGCCUAUCCCCCGGGGGGAGGGCCCUGAGCCAGCCUCUCCCCCACAGCCUGGCUCCCACCUGUCAGAUUGUCUCACCUGGCUGGUAUGGAGCCUGGCACCUAAGCAGCCUGUGGAAGGUGGACCAUCCCUCAUCCCUACCAUAGCAGGCUCUUCAUAGACUCUCCCUGAGGUUGUGGUUGGCAGAUGUCACCAUGAAUUGAGGAUUGGACCUUCUCCUGGGUUGGCUCUUCAUGCUGGACCAAGAUCUCUUCCAAGGGCACCUGUCAUCGCUUUGACCGGCCCCAGAUCGGUGUGCCCCCUGGGGGUGUAGGCGCUUGAUUUGGGACACCAACACAAAGUAAACACCAAUGUUUCUUCCCACACCGCUCAUGGACUAAAGACCAAUUCUGGUGGUUGUUGAUGGUGGACCUAAACCACUUUGAACCUCCUCGACCCUCGCUCUGACCAUUCACGGAUCGCCGCCGCCUAUUGACUUUUCCGGGGUGAUUCGGAACACCCAACUGGCUGGUCAACGAUGCUUUGAAUGCUGGACAACCUCGUCUGCUACUGGUGGUCUUCCUAUGGGACCAGUAUGGGGUAUUGGCUGUGGAACUGGAAGGCUAGUUUACAGACUGACCUGGCAUCCUGUUAAGCAUGUUAUGAAUUGGUGACGGAUUAUCGGUGAAAUUUCCAGAGGUUUUGGUAGCUCCCAGCCGCCCGGUGGUCUGGAUUUAGGGGAUUAUCGAGACCCUUUUCGUUUUCCAGUUUGGGAUUGACCCUCCCGCCGCAGCUGGCACAGAUGCCUUCAGCCUUUGCGAUUUUCACUUGCCGCCCAAAUUCGCACCCUUUCCAGGAACGACAUGUCUACUUGGACGAGCCGGUCAAGAUUGGGCGGUCGGUGGCCCGCUGUCGCCCCGCGCAGAAUAACGCCACCUUUGAUUGCAAGGUGCUCUCCAGGAACCAUGCACUUGUCUGGUUUGAUCACAAGACUGGCAAGUUCUACCUUCAAGACACUAAAAGUAGUAAUGGUACCUUCAUCAACAGCCAGAGAUUGAGUCGAGGGUCUGAAGAAAGUCCACCAUGUGAGAUCCUUUCAGGAGACAUUAUUCAAUUUGGGGUUGACGUAACGGAGAACACCAGAAAAGGUGGUGAAGGGGGAGCAGGCAAUACACAAAUUACAGUGACUCAUGGCUGUAUAGUGUCCACAGUAAAGCUUUUUUUGCCAGAUGGACUGGAGACCAGACGGAGGUCAGAUGUCAUCCAAGCUCCACUGCCCUGUCCUGUCGACAAGGUUGCUGCUCACACUCCCAGUAUGUACUCUCAGGAACUGUUCCAACUUUCUCAGUAUCUACAGGAGGCCUUACAUCGGGAACAGAUGUUGGAACAGAAGUUGGCCACUCUUCAGAGGCUACUAGCCAAUACACAGGAAGCUUCCGAUACUAGUUGGCAGGCUUUAAUAGAUGAGGACCGGCUUUUAUCGCGAUUGGAGGUCAUGGGGAACCAGCUCCAGGCCUAUUCAAAAAAUCAGACAGAUGAUGGCAUUCGUAAAGAGUUGAUAGCGUUACAAGAAGACAAACACAACUAUGAGACGACAGCCAAAGAGUCUUUGAGGCGAGUUUUACAAGAAAAGAUCGAGGUGGUGCGGAAACUUUCUGAAGUAGAGAGAAGUUUGAGUAACACAGAAGAUGAAUGUACCCAUCUGAAGGAGAUGAACGAACGCACACAAGAGGAACUGCGAGAACUGGCCAACAAAUACAAUGGGGCAGUGAAUGAAAUUAAAGAUCUUGCUGACAAACUAAAGGCAGCUGAAGGACGGCAAGAUGAAAUACAGCAGAAAGGGCUCGCAGAGAAGAAAGAAUUACAACUGAAGAUUGACGAGAUGGAGGAGAAGGAGCAGGAACUCCAGGCAAAGAUUGAGGCCUUACAGGCGGACAAUGACUUCACCAAUGAGCGUCUCACUGCGUUACAAGUACGCUUAGAACAGCUUCAGGACAAAACACUUAAGGAUCACAACAGUUUGGGCAUUCAAGUUGAUGACUUCAAACCUAAAAUCAAUGGCAAUGCAGAUAAAGACAAGCUGAUAGAAGACGAGCAUCUGACCAAAGCGGAGCAGGAGAUCCAGAGCCUGAAAGGGAGUCCGGUAGACGUGAGAGAUUCAGACUUAUCAGAUACACUCAGUCCUAGCAAGGAUAAAAGCAGUGACGACACUACAGACGGCCAAAUGGAUGAGCAAGAGCUGAACGAAUCACUUAAUAAAGUUACCAUACUCAAAGAUGAGAUACAUCAUGUACAAUCUGGCACUAAUGAUGCAAAACACGAGAUCCAGCAGCUGCGGAAAGAACUGUCCGAAGCCCAGGAUCUAGCCAAAACUAGUCGACAGAAAUGCUUAGAACUCCAAGCACUCCUAGAAGAAGAAAGAACGUUCAGUAGAAAACAGGCUGAAGAUUCCACCAAGCAGAUCCAGAACCUCCAAGCUCAGUUGCAUAGGUUACAGGAAGAGAUAGAAAUCCUGCGGGAACAGAAAGAAAAUGAGAUCUCCAGCACCCGGGAAGAGCUGAUGAAUGCCCAGGAAGAGAUUGCCAUCCUGAAACAUGUGUCUGAACAGGUAGCCAAUGAAAGAGAAGGUGACAUACGUGAGCUUCAGGGUGAAUUGCAGGAGGUGCGCCUCGAGCUGGAACACUGGAAGAAAACUGCGUCCGAUUAUGAGAAGGAAAUUCUCACUCUGCAAGCCAGUUUCCAGACCCAGUGCAAGGAUCGGGAGGACCAGCAGAAGAGCGAAUCAGCACGGUGGCAGACUGAACUUGAGGAGCUCAAACACAGUCUCUCUUCUCUGGAGACAGAAUGCAAGGCUCUGCAGAAGGAGAACAAAGUGCUGACUGAGGAAUGCCAGAAGAUAGAGGGCGAGCUUCGCAGUUCCCAGAAGCAGUCCCAAGACCUCACAAGUAACCUCGGGGUUCUGGAAAUAAACCGCAAAGAGCUUGAAAAGCAGGUGGGCUCUCUCAAAGAGCAAAGUCAGCGAGAGGCAGCCGACUUAAAAACUCAUCUGAAAGAGGCAGAGAAUCGUGUACACAGCAUUCAGCAAGAGUAUGCGGGGACCCAGAAUAAGCUAUCUGAGCUAAAAGUGACUUUUGAAAAGACUGAACAAGAAAAGCAAACAAUGGUGGAGGAGCUGAAGCAAUGCAAAGAGAACUUGAAGCUGCUGCAAGAGAAGGGGAAUAAUAAACAGUGGCCUUGGAUGACUGUGAUGGCGGCGUUGGUAGCCGUGACCGCAGUGAUACUGUAUCCCAGCCUCAGCAGAGGCUCCCCGUGAGACUGCUCAUCAAAGCCAUGUACUGUCCUCCAUCUUAGCCAGCACCGGUCACAUUUGGAGAACACACAGAAAAUAAAAUGGAUCCUUACUCUUCCUUUUUACCUCUUAAACCCACAAGUCUCUGAGAGAACAGAAGUAGGACCAUUGCUUUAACCUGUAAUAUAUGUAAUAGUCCAGCAGGGGAAUAAAGAUAAGACUUUAUCUUACUUUA